Cyphomyrmex costatus is the source of this 2661-nucleotide messenger RNA. RefSeq names its product nardilysin. The transcript is spliced from 12 exons. Gene Ontology annotation, molecular function: metal ion binding. Lineage: Eukaryota; Metazoa; Arthropoda; Insecta; Hymenoptera; Formicidae. The coding region runs from base 1 to 2661 and encodes 886 amino acids. The record is from RefSeq and is a predicted model, not a curated record.
AUGGUUUCUAGAGGAUCUGAAAAAUAUGAAGAUGAAAAUGAUUUUAUUGAAUUUAUCAGUAAGCAUAGCGGAUGUAAUAAUAGCGUAACAGAUUACGAGCAUACAACAUUUUACUUUGCAUUGGGUGGUAUUCAAAAGAAACAAUUGUCAUCAGCACUUGAUCGCUUUACUCAUUUUUUCAUUAAGCCCUUAAUGAAAAAAGAUGUCAUCAAACGGAUGACAGAGAUUGUAAAAGAAGACUUGCAGUUGUCUUCAUCUUCAUAUGAUACGCCCAGAAGAAAUCGAUUAUUAUCGUCUUUCGCACCAAUUGGACAUCCAGUCAAUAAAUUUCCAUUGCUUUAUGCAAUGACAAUGAAUUAUGAUAAUGAUGAAAGCAUAGACAAAUUGUACGAUGCACUGCACACUUUUAGAGAGCGCCAUUACAGCGCUCACAGAAUGAAACUAGUUAUACAAGCGACAUUAUCACUGGAUACAUUGGAAAAAUACGUUAAAAGGUUCUUUAUUGAUAUACCAAGUAACUGGCUACCUCCUGAUGACUUUACCAAAUUUACAAGCAAUGAUUAUCUUAAUAUUAAUAAUUUCCGAAAAAUAUAUAAAAUUAAACCUUUCAAAAAUAUUUGCCAUCUACAAAUAACGUGGGUUAUGCCUUCAUUACUUCAUUUAUAUAAAAGUAAACCACAUAAUUAUAUAUUAUGGAUUAUUAAGCAUGAGGGAAAAGGUUCCUUAAUCAGUUAUCUACUUAAGAAACGAUGGGCUUUCGGUUUUGUACAUGAUAAUCCUGACGAUGAUUUUGAACAUAAUUCUAUAUAUACAUUAUUUAAUUUUACUAUAAAUCUCACCCAAGAGGGAUUACAGCAUGUGAGCAAAAUUCUAGAUGUGAUAUUUUCAUUUAUUAAUUUACUAAAAAGUAAAGGUCCGCAGAAAAGAAUUUAUGACGAGAUUUAUAAGAUCACAGAAAAUAAGUUUAGAUUGUUAGGUAAUAAUGAUUAUGUAGACUGUUUGUGUAAGAAUAUGCAUUUGUAUCCACCGCGCGAUUAUAUAACUGGAAAGCAGAAUUACUUUGAGUACGACCCAGAAGCUAUACAAAAUUGUUUGUAUUAUUUGAUGCCAGAGACCGUGAAUAUCAUGAUUUUCGACAAAAAUUUAUCGGAAUCUGAUCAUGAUCAAAUACCAGAAAACUGGAUCGAACGCUGGAGAUCUAUUGAACCAUUACCAGAUUUUCAUUUACCAUUUUUAAAUGAAUCACUUACUAGCAACGACGAUGCAUUAUUUAAAAUAACUCGGAAUUAUCCUAUAAAAUUAAUUGAAAAUCGUUUAUUGGAGAUUUGGUAUCUCCAAAAGAUAGGGCCGAAAUGUUAUAUAAAUUUCCAAUUUAUUGCUUACCCUCUGGGAUUUCAGUCGCCAAAAACUGCAGCUUUGAUGAAAAUGUAUUGCAAUGUAUUUAAACAAUUAUUGCAAACAGAAUUAUUUCCGGCUAUAAUGUCAGAUAUUCACUAUGAUAUCACUGUCAGUGAAAAAGGUAUUAUUAUAAAAAUGAAUGGAUUUAACGAAAAACUGUUGAAGUUUCUGUCAAUUGUUGCAACAUACAUGACGAAGUAUUCAACUGUUGUUAAGAAGAACUUAUUUGAAUCCGUUAAAGUGAAACAACUUGAAAUAUGUUAUAAUAAAUUUACGAAACCUGAAAAACUCAUUAAGAACGUGAAAUUAUGCAUACUAAAGGAAACUAUCCAUUAUACACAUAUUGAUACAUACAUUGCUCUACGUGAUAUUAAUUUUGAAGAAUUCCAAAAAUUCGUGAAAUCUUUCACCGAUUGUCUGUACAUUCAAUGCUUCGUGCGAGGCAGCAUAUUGCGGGAUACUGUGAUUAAUGCUGUAAAGCAAUAUGUCAAAGAGAUAAAUUGUUCUCCAUUAGUCCUUAGUGCGACAUCGCAGACAGAAAUCACUCAGAUACCCUUGGGCACAUCCUAUUGCAAAUUAAAAAAUAUCGACAAAACUGAUGUAAAUUCAGUAAUAACAAAUUAUUAUCAAGUCGGUAUCAAGUCGAUUGAAUUAUCUGCAUUACUUGAUGUGAUAAUUAAUAUAAUGCUAGACAUAUUAGAUGAUGAUUCAUUCUUUCAAGAACAGUUUGAUGAUGGCGACAUCUGCGUCCGUCGAGAUGACAAUGAAAUUUUAGGAUUUUCUAUUACCGUUUAUACUGAUGAGACACAUAAACAUACAAGCAAGUACAUGGACCAGCUAAUCGGGGAAUUUUUGAAAAAAAUUAUUAAAGUAUUAGGAGAGUUCUCACAUGAUGAUUUUAAUAUUACCAAGAAAUCACUAAUAAAAGAAGAACGGGAACAAUUAACCGAUAUCAUGUUUCCGGAAAACGAAGUCGAUAGAAACUGGAAUGAGAUUAUGAAGCAGCAAUACAUGUUUGAUAAAUUUGAGAAGAAAAUAGUUGCAAUAAAUAAUAUAAAACUCGAUGAGUUACGAAAAUGGUUUGCAUUGAACGUACUGAACGAAAGUAAUUUCAGAAAAUUAAGCUUACAUGUUGUAGGAACUGAUCCAAAGGAAGUAAAAACCACAACGGAUUCUAAUAAAAUACAAGAUUUUGUUUUGGAAUAUAUAAUUGACGAUCAGCAGGAAACUAAAAGUAAUUAUAUCACGAACAUAGAACAAUAA